This is a messenger RNA of Trichomonas vaginalis G3, 1491 nucleotides long. Its product is annotated as multidrug resistance protein YPNP-related family. Gene Ontology annotation, biological process: transmembrane transport. Gene Ontology annotation, molecular function: xenobiotic transmembrane transporter activity; antiporter activity. Gene Ontology annotation, cellular component: membrane. Bases 1 to 1491 code for a protein of 496 amino acids. The transcript has a single exon. NCBI's taxonomy places the organism in Eukaryota, Parabasalia, Trichomonadida, Trichomonadidae. The record is from RefSeq and is a predicted model, not a curated record.
AUGAUCGAUUCUGAACCCCUCCUAUCCAACGAAAAAGUAGAAUCUGAUGAGGACUAUCGUCUAGGUGGAAGAUCUCCUAUUGCUACACUAUUCUCGCUCCUGUCUGGUCCAUUGCUUUUUCAAUUCAUCAAUUGUUUUUAUGAAGUAAUCAACACAAAAUGGGUUUCAAAAGGUAUCGGUGAAGAAGGAUUGGAAACACUCUCAUCUUUGUUUAUUUUUGAUAUUAUUAUUUUUUCAUUCGAUAACUUGCUCAAUGUUUCGACAAGCUCGCAUAUGUCAUAUCUAAUUGGGCGUGGAACAUCACAAGAUGGUAAUCAAUUGAUUGCAGAUAUGUUUCGUGUUGCAAUGAUUUUAGCCAUUAUCUAUCCAGCGAUUUGCCUAUCAUCAAUAUUUUAUAUAGUUAGAUUGAUGUCUGAAUCUUCAAAAAUUGCUCAUAAUGCUUUCAAGUAUGAAUGCAUUUCAGCUGGAUGUUCCAUAAUUACGUUCACGUUUUCCGUUUUGUGUGGGUUAUUGGAAGGAGAGGGCCGAACAUGGUUAUUUGGCUUAAUGCAAUUGAUUGCUAUUGUUCUUGAUAUGUGUUGUUUCUUACCUUUAUUCUUAAUGAAGCUUCACUUCGGAAUUUGGGCUGUUGCUUUAUCACAAGUUAUAUCCCAGUCAAUACCUAUGAUAAUAUUAAUGGUGCUGCUUUGGAGUGGAAAACUUUCAAUCAAAAUUAAAUUUUCGAUGUUAUUCAAUAAGUUCAGUAAUGAGACAAAGAAUGCUCUGAAGGUUGGCUUUGCUUCAUUUGUGUUGAACCUUUCUGAAGUAUUCCCUGAAUUUGCUAUGCAAAAAUUUAUUAUUCUUGUUGCUGACCAUGUUAAUCUUCGUGAUCCAGUUUUAGCGUCAUGGUAUAUAUUUGGAUGUUUGUACUCUAUUUCUUUAUGUGUAAUGAUCGCUUUCGAUAGUGCUUAUAUGCCAUCAGCUUCUUAUGCAUAUGGAAAACGGCAAUACAAGAGAAUUGUAAAGCUCACACUUCAUUCUCUAUGGAUUACACUUGUUUAUGCAUCUAUUAUCAGCUCAAUUAUCAUUAUUUUCCCGACAACAAUUCCAUCAUUUUUCACAAAAGAUGAACAAAUCCUUGGGGCAUUCAAGAACUAUUUAUGGGUAGCCUUUUUAUCGAUACCGCUAUAUCCAAUCCCACCAUUAGUCAUCUCCUUCUUCCAAGCAAUCAAACGACCAACUCCUGCAACAAUUAUAUCCUUAUUGACAACAUUGAUACCGAUGCCCGUAUUUUCGGCUAUAUUUUACUAUACGCAUCCAUCAUCAUUGCGGUGGAUAUACAGUACUUAUAUUGCCGCUGAUAUUUUAUCUGGAUUGAUCGCAAUUAUUGGUAUUUUACCUAUCUUCAUCAAAUUAUCGAAGUUGAAUGAUGGAGAUAAGUUCGAUGAUGAAGAAAAAGCAGAUGAAAAUCAGCAGCAGAGUGUAAAAAGCAUUGAAAGUAUAACAAAUUAA